AUGAUUUUUGAGCAAAAAACUAUUUUUGUACUAAUAUUGUUAGUAGCACAACUCGUUUGCCAAAGCGAUGGUUGUUCAGACAAGGAGACAUUGAUAUUGCAAAGUGAUGGGUUUCAAUAUGUUCGUGAUAAAGAUCCAUUGAUAUCAGCUCUGUAUCGAGAAUGGUGGUUCUUUACGUUGUAUGAUCAACAAAUCGAUAUCGGAUUUUGUAUAGGCUAUGGCAUCGCAGAUCCAGCGAAAACUUUUGGUCAACAGGGAGCUACAGUUGGUGGAAUGUUGUGGACUUCGGUAACAAACAAUACUGGGCAAAACUCGAUUGAUGUUUCGGACAUAUAUAACUAUGAAGAAUUUUCUGCUUACAAGGAAAACGCAACUGUGACAAUUGGUCACCAGAAUUUCAUCAAAGUUUUAGAUCAAACUACAUAUCAAGUUGCUGGUCGUUCGCGCAAUGGACAGAUUUAUUGGUCAUUAACAUAUAAACAAUGUUCUUAUGGGUGUAGACAAAAAAUAGAUGUGCCAGAACUAUUAGAUUUGGAUUGGAUUUCAUAUAUGCCUAGUGCACGUGUAUCUGGAAUUAUUCAAUACAAUAAUCACACAUUUACAAUCAAUACCACCGGCUAUCACGAUCAUAACUAUGGUGCGUGGCCAACUGAUCUUUUCAAUUGGAUUUGGUCACAAUUUCAUCGUGUUGACAAAGAGUUUUCAUUUAUUUUGGGUAGUUACCAUAUCCCAUUGACCGAAGAUGAUUAUAUCGGUUAUGUAUUCAUUCGAUAUCGAGGUCAAAAAAUCAAAAUUGGAACUUUAUGUGGAAAUCAGUUUCAUUUAAAAACAUUAGAAUGGACAAUUAUUCAUGGGAAAAGUAUUGUAUUCAUACGAAAGUAG
Messenger RNA from Rotaria sp. Silwood1, 882 nucleotides. The record is from the annotation of a GenBank genome assembly. Lineage: Eukaryota; Metazoa; Rotifera; Eurotatoria; Philodinida; Philodinidae.